Messenger RNA from Cheilinus undulatus (humphead wrasse), 8028 nucleotides. RefSeq names its product notch receptor 2 (gene notch2). Gene Ontology annotation, biological process: multicellular organism development; regulation of developmental process; Notch signaling pathway. NCBI's taxonomy places the organism in Eukaryota, Metazoa, Chordata, Actinopteri, Labriformes, Labridae. The record is from RefSeq and is a predicted model, not a curated record. The coding region runs from base 357 to 7880 and encodes 2507 amino acids. Gene Ontology annotation, cellular component: signaling receptor complex; membrane. Gene Ontology annotation, molecular function: calcium ion binding; signaling receptor activity; protein binding. The transcript has 35 exons.
CUUUAACAUCUUUGCAGCAGAAUGAUAGAUCCGCGCUGACUUCAGCGGAAGGAUAUGUGUUUUUGUUUCUUCCCCAGUGUGACUUCAGUAACUGCUGAGUGGAGAAGUGCAGGACUUUUUCAGCGCCGUCUGUAUCUAGUAGAAGUUAAAUUUACAUGUAUUUAAAUAGCUGUGAUGGAACAACUAGUCGAACCAAUGUGAAAUAAGGCUGAAAAUGUUGUAAUUUGGCACUACAGGUACUUUCGCUCUUAAUUGUGUGUGACCCAUUUUCAGCGAGACUUUUUGAGAACUAGCUAACCGCUCCAGGAGAAAACUCAACUUUGGGCUGGCGACCUUAUGUGGAUUUUACAGAAAAUAUGGAGCAGAUUCCCGGUUUCUCUUCCGGCAAAUCACUAGUCCUGGUGUUCUGCUUCAUUCACAUCACUUUGGCUCUUCAGUGUGUGGAUGAUAAGGCUCCUUGUGUGAACAAUGCAACAUGUCUGACCCUGAGUAAUGGCACUGUGUAUUGCAGGUGUGCUCCUGGCUUUCUGGGUGAAUACUGCCACCACAAGGACCCUUGUCAACCUGGCUACUGCCUGAAUGGAGGGAACUGCUCUGUGUCCAUGUCAGCCGGUGUACCUGUGCCGGGCAGUGCAAGCUGCACCUGUCCCCUUGGCUACACUGGACAGCACUGCCAAACACCACAGAACUCGACUUGUUACCCCAACAACCCCUGUGCCAACAAAGGUGUCUGCACUCUGCUGUCGCUCGACAAGUUUAAGUGCGAGUGCGCCAGAGGAUGGACAGGGCCACGGUGUGAGCAGGAGGACAGCUGUCUGUCUAGUCCCUGUGCCCACGGGGGAACAUGUAGCUCCCUGUCUGGUGGAAGAUACUUGUGCUCUUGUCCAAGUGGCUACUUUGGUCCUCGCUGCCUUAAUGACACCAAUGAAUGCACUGUUACACCCUCCGUAUGCCAAAACGAAGGAGUAUGCCUCAAUACUCCUGGCUCCUACAAGUGUAUCUGUGCCCCGGGGUUCACAGGCAGAAACUGUGAAAGCUCAUACAUCCCUUGCUCACCUUCCCCCUGCCUGAAUGGAGGCACCUGCCACCAGAACUCUGAAACCAGCUACUCAUGCCAUUGCCUUCCAGGGUUCAAUGGGACAAACUGUGAGAACAACAUUGAUGACUGCCCUGGUCAUCAGUGUGCCAAUGGAGGAACCUGCAUGGAUGGAGUUAACACCUACAACUGCCAGUGUCCUCCAGAGUGGACUGGUCAGCACUGCACGGAAGAUGUGAAUGAGUGCCGCCUGCAGCCAAACACCUGCCAGAAUGGAGGAACAUGCAGCAACCUGAUUGGCAGCUACGUUUGUGUGUGUGUGAAUGGCUGGAGUGGACCCGACUGCUCUGAAAACAUUGAUGACUGUGCAACAGCGGCGUGCAGCCCUGGCUCCACGUGCAUCGACCGUGUAGCAUCUUUUGUCUGUCUGUGCCCCCAUGGAAAGACAGGUUUGCUCUGCCACAGAGAUGAUGCUUGUAUCAGUAACCCUUGCAGAGAGGGCUCUCAGUGUGACACCAACCCAAUCAGUGGCAUGUACAACUGUAACUGUCCACCUGGAUAUGUAGGCAGCACCUGUCAGACUGACAGAGACGAAUGCAGCAUUGGUACAAACCCCUGUGAACAUGGUGGUCAGUGUGUAAACACUGAUGGUUCCUUCACCUGUAACUGUGUUCGAGGUUAUGCUGGGCCACGCUGUGAGCAGGAUGUCAAUGAGUGUGCUUCAAACCCCUGUCAGAACGAUGGCACCUGUCUGGAUCGUAUUGGGGACUACACCUGCAUCUGCAUGCCUGGUUUUGAGGGGACUCACUGUGAGACUGAUGUGGAUGAGUGUCUCAGUUCGCCAUGUCUGAACCAGGGGAAAUGUCAGGACCAGGUUAGCCGCUUUGUCUGCGAUUGCCCAGCAGGCUUCAGUGGAGAAACGUGCCUUAUAGACAUAGAUGAGUGUGCUAGCACGCCUUGUUUGAACGGGGCCAAAUGUAUCGACCGACCCAACGGAUAUGAUUGUGAAUGUGCCGAAGGCUUUACUGGUCUGCUUUGUGAAGAAAACAUCAAUGACUGCGUACCAGAGCCAUGUCACCAUGGCGUGUGUAAAGACGGCAUCGCCACCUUCUCCUGUGAGUGCUAUCUUGGAUAUACAGGCUCCAUCUGUAACAGCCAGGUCCAGGAGUGCCACAGCAACCCAUGCCAGAACCGAGGACGCUGUAUUGACCUGGUCAAUGCCUACCAGUGUAAUUGUCCACCAGGAACCACAGGGGUGAAUUGUGAGAUAAAUGAAGAUGACUGUGCCAGCAACCCUUGUGAAUACGGAGAGUGCCACGAUGGCAUCAAUGAGUACAAGUGUGUGUGCACCCCAGGAUAUACAGGAGCUAAAUGUGAGGUGGAUAUCAACGAGUGCAACUCAAACCCAUGCUUGAGUGGGGGGACCUGCAUCGACAGGAUCAAUGGAUUUCAGUGCCUGUGCCCACCCAGCACCCACGGGCCACUGUGCCUCUCUGGGACUGACCACUGUGCUGCUCAACCUUGUGUGCAUGGAGAAUGCAUUGAACAGCAACACGGGUACCAUUGUGAGUGUGAAGCUGGUUGGGUGGGACAUCACUGUGAGGAAGAGAAGGAUGAGUGCCAGCCUAAUCCAUGCCAGAAUAAUGGCAAUUGUCUGGACAGGCAUAAUGGCUACACGUGUCAGUGCCAACCUGGAUUUAGAGGUGUGAACUGCGAGAAGAACGUUGAUGAAUGUGCAUCAGGGCCUUGUACGAAUCAAGGCGUUUGUAUAGAUGGAGUUAACAGUUACACCUGCCAGUGCAGUCCCCCGUUCACAGGUAAACACUGCGAGGUGGAGCAAGAUCCCUGUAAUUCUCAUCCAUGUGAGAGGGGAGGAGUGUGUCGUCCAUCGGCAGACUACACCUCCUACACCUGCCAGUGUCCCGCUGGCUGGCAAGGUACACGUUGCACUGAGGAUGUGAAUGAAUGCAAAAAGAGCCCAUGCAAAAAUGGUGGCCGUUGCAUGAACAGUCCUGGAAGCUACACAUGUAAAUGUCUUCCUGGAUACAGCGGACACAACUGUCAGACAGAUAUUGACGACUGCUCGCCCAACCCCUGUCUGAAUGGAGGCUCCUGUGUGGAUGGUGUUUGGAGCUUCUCCUGCGACUGUCGCCAGGGUUUUGAAGGGGAGCGCUGUGAGACCGAGGUGGACGAAUGUGCGAGCCAGCCCUGCAGGAACGGUGCCAUCUGCAGAGACUACGUCAACAGCUUUGUCUGCGAGUGUCGCCCAGGCUUUGAUGGAAUUCUGUGUGAACACAAUAUCCUCGAAUGCACUGAGAGCUCCUGUCUUAACAAUGGUACUUGCAUAGAUGACAUCAACACCUUCUCCUGCCGAUGUCGUCCUGGUUUUUAUGGGACUUUCUGUGAGUAUGAGCAGAAUGAGUGCGAUUCUCAGCCCUGUAAGAAUGGAGGCACCUGCACUGAUGGCCUGGACACAUACCGCUGCACCUGCCCUGUGGGAUACAAUGGACGAAACUGCCAGAACUAUGUGAACCUGUGCAGCCAGGUACGCUGUCUGAACGGGGGCUCCUGCUCUCAGACUGCAACCUCCUGGACCUGUCACUGUGCAUGGGGAUGGACGGGGUUGUAUUGUGAUGUCCCAAAUCAGUCCUGCCAGGACUUUGCUGCCACAAAGGGUAUUGAAGUUGAAAACGUAUGUGAGAAUGCUGGGCGCUGUGUGAACGAGGGCAAUUCUCACAAGUGUCAGUGCCAGCCAGGAUACACCGGCAGCUACUGUCAAGACAAGGUUGAUGAGUGCAAGUCAAACCCAUGUCGCAACGGAGCCACAUGCAAGGACUACCAGGGAACAUACGAGUGCAUUUGUAAGCCAGGCUUCCAGGGGGUGAACUGUGAGUAUGAUGUGGAUGAGUGCCACUCAAAGCCCUGCCUCCAUGGAGGAACCUGCAUUAACCUAAUCAACCGCUUCACCUGCGCCUGUCCCCCUGGAACACAUGGGCUCCAGUGUGAGGUUAACGUGGACGACUGUGCCCCUCAGCCUGGCUCCUCAGAACCUCGCUGUCGAAACAGAGGGCAGUGUGUGGAUGGCGUGGGCCGUUAUACAUGCUCCUGCCCUCCUGGAUUUGUUGGAGAACACUGUGAGGGAGAUCUGAAUGAAUGCCUGUCAGGUCCCUGCCAUGCUCCAGGCAGCCUUGACUGUGUGCAGCUGGUCAACGAUUACCAGUGUCGCUGUCGCCUUGGAUACACGGGUCGUCAUUGUGAGUCCAUGGUGGAUCUGUGCCUGUCAAAACCCUGUCAUAACAGUGGCACCUGCUCUAUGAACAUGACCUCAGUACAUGGAUAUACCUGCUCCUGUGUACCUGGCUUUACUGGAUUCAACUGUGGAGAAAUCGAAGGUUACAGCUGUGAGAAGCUUCGUUGUCAGCAUGGUGGGCGCUGUGUAGAUUCACCAGCUGGACAUCUAUACUGCCAAUGCCAGCCCGGCUUCAGCGGGCCCCAUUGUGAGAAUGAACAAAGGUGUCCAUGGACCUGCCAGAAUGGAGGAACCUGUGUCAAGGACCCAUCCAACCCGUACCAGUACAGCUGCCGCUGCCCCAUGCACUUUUCUGGACGAUACUGCGAGAAAACCCUCCUCAUACCGGGCAAAACGUCUUGCCCCUACCCGCAGUGUGAGCAGCAGUCUGGGGAUAAAGUUUGUGACGACCAGUGUAACAAUCACGAGUGUCAGUGGGACGGGGGAGACUGCUCGCUAAACUGGCGACAGCCUUGGGUCAACUGUACAGCUAGCAUUCCCUGCUGGGAUCUCUUCAAGAACGGGCGUUGUGAUAAGGAGUGUGAUAACCCUGGGUGUUUGUUUGACAGCUUUGAGUGUCAGGAGACCAAACCAGCCUCCUGCAAGUAUGACAAGUACUGCGCUGAUCACUAUGGUAACGGUAUUUGUGACCAGAGCUGCUACACAGAAGGUUGCGGUUGGGACGGCCUGGAUUGUUCAGGUGACACUCCACCCAGGCCGGUAGACGGCAUGCUGGUUAUCGUGGUCCGGCUGCAGCCUAAGGAGCUGCUUGGAGACUUGCGGGGUUUCUUGCGUGCCCUGGGAGCCCUGCUGCACACCAACCUGAAGGUGAAGCUGGAUGACAACAAGAAACCGAUGGUGCGACCAUACUACGGUACGGAGGAGGAGCAGGGUCGGCAUGCACAGAGGAGCAGACCUAAGAGGGAGCUGGAGAGGGAGGUUAUAGGAUCUGUGGUGUACCUGGAAAUUGACAACCGUGAAUGUGUCCAGAUCUCUGUUGACUGUUUCUCCAACACUGAUGAAGCUGCAUCCUUUAUCGCAGCAGCACACAUCAAAGCUGAACUUCCCUACCCUCUAGUUUCUGUCAAUAACAUGCUUCCUCCACCUCCAGGUGAUAAAACUCUUAAACCCGAUGACCCGCUGCCGUAUGUGGUUGGAGUGGCAGUGGUCAUUAUUCUGCUCAUCCUGGUGCUGGGAAUGCUAGCAGCCAAGAGGAAACACAAACAUGGGCUCCUGUGGCUGCCUGAUGGCUUCUUGGCCAACAAAAAUGACAAGAGGAGAGAGCCUGUGGGACAGGAUGACCUGGACAUGAAGAAUUUCAAGACCCAGGAUGGAACCAUGAUUGAUGGAGGUCAGAGUCAGAGAUGGCUGGAAGAUCAGGUCCCAACCAAAAAACCUAGACAGACUGAAGACAAACCAUUGCUGCCCAUGCCCAUGGAUGGAGGUGUUGACCACAGAGAGUGGACUCUGCAGCAUCGUAAGGCUGCUGACAUCACCCUAACGCCUCCUCAGGCUGACCUGGAUGCUGACUGUCUGGAUGUUAAUGUUAAGGGGCCUGAUGGCUUCACCCCUCUGAUGUUGGCAUCACUGCGUAAUGGCGGAGGCCCAGACUGUGGUCUGCAUGCAGAAGAGGAGGAUGAGAGCGGAGGAGAUGAGCCCGGGCCGAGUGUUAUUUCAGACCUGAUUGCUCAGGGAGCAUCUUUAAUGGCUCAAACUGACCGAACGGGUGAAACAGCGCUCCACCUGGCUGCCCGCUAUGCCAGGGCUGACGCUGCAAAGAGGCUGCUGGAUGCUGGAGCUGAUCCCAACGCGCAUGACAACAUGGGCAGAACUCCUCUGCAUGCUGCUGUGGCUGCUGAUGCCCAGGGAGUCUUCCAGAUUCUGAUCCGUAAUCGUGCAACAGAGCUGGAUGCUCGGAUGAAUGAUGGCACCACUCCUCUGAUCUUGGCAGCUCGGCUCGCUGUGGAGGGCAUGGUGGAAGAGCUGAUCCACUGCCAUGCAGACAUCAACGCUGUAGACGACCAUGGUAAAUCUGCUCUGCACUGGGCAGCUGCAGUAAACAAUGUGGAGGCGACGCUUGUGCUUUUGAAAAAUGGAGCUAACCGGGACAUGCAAGACAAUAAGGAGGAGACCCCUCUGUUUCUGGCAGCAAGAGAAGGCAGUUUUGAGGCGGCUCAGGUCCUUCUGGACCAUUAUUCCAACAGGGACAUCACUGACCACCUGGAUCGGCUUCCCCGUGAUACAGCACAGGAGCGCAUGCAUCACGACAUUGUGCGCCUGCUGGACCAGUACAACCUGGUCCACAGUCCACACAAUGGGCCCAACCACAUGGGUGGAGGAGGAAACUCCUCUGUUAUGUGUGGAGCCAACGGAGCAGGUUACAUCGGCAUGCGGCCUGGGCCACAGGGAAAGAAGAGCAGGAGAGGAGGGGGUGGAGCAAAGAUUGGAGGAGUCAGCGGGGGAGCUAAAGAUCUCAAAGACAUGAAAGCAAAGAGAAGAAAGAAACCUGCUGGAGGGGAGGGGCCAGGUGUGGGGGCUGGAGUAGGGGGAGGAAAUGGAGGUGGUAACGGAGGAGGGAGCGCUAAUGGCGUCAAAGCUGCAGGUGCUCUUCCAGAGAGCUCAGUCACCAUGUCACCCGUCGACUCCCUGGAAUCCCCACACUCAUAUACAGCUGACGUGUCGGGCACGGUCUCCACCACAGCAAACUCUCCUCCCCUCCUGAGCAGCCCUACCUCCAGACCUAUGCUGCCCCCUGUCAGCCACAUGCUGGGGCAGCAGCAGGGCUGGGUGGGCAUGACAAAGCACGGUUACAGUGGCCACAUGUUUGGCCUUGUGUCGCACCAGAUGGGUGGGUCUCACCCGGGCAUGGGCCAACAUCACAGCCAGGGCCCCAUGCUCACUCCCAUGAAUGUCACCAUGAGCAGAGAGCAGCUGCCACCCAUCGUCACAUUCCAGAUGAUGGCGCCUGGUGGAGGCCAGGCCAUGAUGAAGCAGCCUCAGCCGGGGCAGGUUCAGGUCACACAGUCGCAAGGCCAGAGCCAGAGCCAGGGCCACCUACACUGCUCCCAGAGUCUGAUGUACCCAAUGCCAGACCAGAUAAGCAUGGCACAUGGUCUCUCCCACACCCUGCAGCACCCUCACACUGUUACCCAUGGGGCCCACAGUGGGAUUGAGGGCCAGUCAAGGCAGCUGCCCUCCUACCAAACCAUACAGAGCCCGGUUGAUAAAUACCCUACACCCCCCUCUCAGCACAGUUACACCACUGCCGGCUCAGAGGGCACCACCCCUGGCCACUCAGCCCACCCUCCCAGUGAGCACCCAUAUCUCACUCCUUCACCAGAGUCCCCUGACCCCUGGUCGUCCUCUUCGCCACACUCCAACUCGGACUGGUCUGAUGUCACCACCAGCCCCACCCCUCUGGGGAACCCACACCAUGCACUGCCAUCCACACACCACACACACAUUCCAGAGCAGGUGCAGCUGCAGCCACAGUCGCAGCAGAUGCAGCAGGCGUCUCAGCAGCCUCAGCUCGGAAACAUGCAGGUGUUUGCAUAGGCUGGACACAGGAAAGCAGAAACAGAUGGACUUUUGGGUUCUGUGUAGUGAAAUAACACAUAGUAACUCUUCUGAUGCUUUUCUCUCUUCUCUCAUUAAUUCUCUCUGUUUGUUCUUCAUUAUAGCAGUUAGUAACCCCCCCUUUAUG